Trichomonas vaginalis G3 is the source of this 609-nucleotide messenger RNA. RefSeq names its product histone-lysine N-methyltransferase family. The record is from RefSeq and is a predicted model, not a curated record. NCBI's taxonomy places the organism in Eukaryota, Parabasalia, Trichomonadida, Trichomonadidae. The coding region runs from base 1 to 609 and encodes 202 amino acids. The transcript has a single exon.
AUGAAUUCCUUUGGAAAAUAUGCAGGGGCCCAGCAUAGAACUCCAGAAUACUUUUAUACUGCUGGAAUCCACUUAGAUAUUUCCCGGAGAAACAGCCAAAAUCAGGAAAAAUUUGUUAAUGAAAUAGAAUAUUCAUAUUCUGCACCACCUCUUGAAAAUUUCAAAGAUAUUGAAUAUAUAUGUGGCUCUUUCGAAAAGCUCAUGAAUUCUUACACUGAAAAUUUACCAAAGCAAAUCAGAGUAAUUUUAUAUGGGGCAUGGAUAGAUCCAAACUUUGUAAAUGCUCGAAACAAUAAACUCAUAAAUCUUCAUCAUUUUACCGAAAUUGAAUUUGCAUUAAUUGUUGAAGUUGCCAAAAUCCUUAACGAUAAAAUUCCUGACACAGUAGCUGUCCUUCUGCUUAUGAUUAUGGGAAGAGAAGACAAACCGACUGUAGUGCCAAAAAUUUGGCCAGAGCACGUUAAAAGGAUGAAACCAUUGGAAGAGGAAAUUGUGAGUGACUGUGGACCAUAUAAUGUUACAUCUAAAAUUUUAUUAAAUUUACUCGAAUCUUUAAAUCCAAAUCGAUCUUUAGUAAUGUAUCGGAAAUUUGAAUUCAAAAAAGGAUGA